Molecule: messenger RNA, 756 nt
Organism: Babjeviella inositovora NRRL Y-12698
Lineage: Eukaryota; Fungi; Ascomycota; Pichiomycetes; Serinales
Exons: 1
Coding region: 1-756 (251 amino acids)
Biological process (GO): translation
Cellular component (GO): mitochondrion
Molecular function (GO): ribosomal large subunit binding
Source: RefSeq, a predicted model, not a curated record
AUGAUGAAUAGACUAUUUCCAGUAGUCAGAACGGCCUUACAAGUCUCCAGAAGAUCGCACCUUUCCAAGGCCCCAGUGCAGAUUUCUUGGUUCUCCUCCACGUCUUCCGCCUGGGCAAAGAAGGUAAAGGCCACCAAGAAGGGCGGCAGAAGCAGAAACGAAGAACUGGCUGCCGAGCCCACUCCAGAAGUUGCCGAGGUCGAUUUCACAGUGUUAGAAGCAGAAUUCAAGCAGGUCAUCGAGCUCUAUAAAACCAAGGUGACCGAAGUUAAGCUUGGAAAGUCUAAUCCCAAGAUCUUUGACCACCUCAAGGUGGACAUCCACAAGAAAGAGCUUCCGUUCACUCAAGUGGCGCAGACCAAUGCCCAGGGUGGAAGAAACUUGAUCAUCACGGUUUUCGACCCGAGUGAUGCCAAGAACGUUGUCUCCGCCAUCUUGGCUGCUGAUAUGAAUAUCAACCCACAGCAGGACCCAAACAACUCGCAGCUCUUGAAGGUUCAAUUACCACCACCAAGCGCAGACUCCAAGGUCGAGUCUAUCAAGGCCUUAAAGCGUGAGUUUGACUACUUGAAGACUGCUAAUGCCAACAAGUCUUCUUUGACCGACAUCAGAGGCAGGGCCAUCAAGCCGUUCAAAAACUCCAAGAUGUCGGAUAUCGAGAAGAAAAUCAUCCAGGAUAUUGAGAAGAUCUACAAAAAGUAUGUGGACUUAUUGGCCGACACCUUCAAGGCAGCCGAAAAGAGUUUGUUGAAGUAA